Molecule: messenger RNA, 2343 nt
Organism: Patiria miniata (bat star)
Lineage: Eukaryota; Metazoa; Echinodermata; Asteroidea; Valvatida; Asterinidae
Product: multiple epidermal growth factor-like domains protein 6
Exons: 20
Coding region: 1-2343 (780 amino acids)
Source: RefSeq, a predicted model, not a curated record
AUGUCUUUGGAGACGCUUCCUGUCAAUUCCGAUGUUACCAAUGGGGCAGUCAAGGAGGUUGCUACUGUGAUUCCGUGUGCCCCAAUUAUGGCGACUGCUGUCCAGAUUACCAUACCUAUUGCGUCCACAAACAUCCACAUUAUGGCGCUGGUAAAGCAACCUGCGUUGAUCGAUGUUACUCCAGGGGCAGUCAAGGAGGAUGUGCCUGCGACUCAGCGUCUACCUGUCAAUUCCGAUGUUACACAUGGGGCAGCCAAGGAGGAUGCUAUUGUGAUUCUGUGUGCCCAACUUUUGGCGACUGCUGUCCAGAUUACAAUAUCUAUUGCGUCCAUUCACAUCCACAUGAUAGCUCUGGAGACGUUGAGAGCAACUUGCGUUGAUCGAUGUUACUCCUGGGGCAGUCAAGGAGGAUGUGCCUGUGACUCGGCGUGUACAUAUUACGAUGACUGCUGUUCAGACUUCACCUCUAUCUGCAAACGCACACCUGGUAAUGAUACCUUUGGAGACGCUUCUUGUCAGUUCAGAUGCUAUACUGACGGCAGUCAAGGAGGAUGCUACUGUGAUUCCGUCUGUCCAGAUUAUGGCGACUGCUGUCCUGAUUACCAGACUUAUUGCGUCCAUUCAACGCCAGAUGACUCUGGUGAAGCUUCUUGUCAGUUCCGAUGUUACACAUGGGGCGGUCAGGGAGGCUGCUAUUGUGAUUCCUCGUGCCCGUAUUUUGGCGACUGCUGUCCAGAUUACGAAACAUAUUGCGUCCAUUCCAAUCCAGAUGACUCCGGGGAAGCAACCUGCGUCAGUCGGUGUUACUCCUGGGGCAGUCAAGGAGGAUGUUAUUGCGACUCAGCGUGUCCGUAUUUCAAUGACUGCUGUACAGACUUCAAUUCUAUUUGCACACGCCAUCCUGGACCUAGUACCCCUGGUAAUGCUUCCUGCGUCAAUCGAUGUUACUCCUGGGGCAGUCAAGGAGGAUGUUACUGUGACUCGUCUUGUACGUUUUGGGGCGAUUGCUGUUCUGACUUCAGUUCUGUUUGCGUACGCCAACCUGCAAAUGAUGUCUUUGGAGAUGCUUCGUGUCAGUUCAGAUGCUAUACUGACGGCAGUCAAGGAGGUUGCUACUGUGAUUCCGUCUGCUCAAAUUACGGUGACUGUUGCCAUGAUUACAAUGCCUAUUGCAUCCAUUCAACGCCAAAUGACUCCGGUGAAGGAAGCUGUGUUAAUCGCUGUUACUCCUGGGGCAGUCAAGGAGGAUGUUUUUGUGACUCGGCGUGUACGUAUUGGGGCGAUUGUUGUUUAGACUUCACCUCUGUUUGCACGCGCUCACCUGCAAAUAAUGUCUUUGGAGACGCUUCCUGUCAAUUCCGAUGUUACCAAUGGGGCAGCCAAGGAGGUUGCUAUUGUGAUUCCGUGUGCCCCAAUUAUGGUGACUGCUGUCCAGAUUACCAUACCUAUUGCAUCCACAAACAUCCACAUUAUGGCGCUGGUAAAGCAACCUGCGUUGAUCGAUGUUACUCCUGGGGCAGUCAAGGAGGAUGUGCCUGCGACUCAGCGUGUACAUAUUUUAACGACUGCUGUUCGGACUUCACUUCGGUUUGCACACGCGCACCUGGAACUGAUGUCUUUGGAGAUGCUACCUGUCAAUUCCGAUGUUACACAUGGGGCAGCCAAGGAGGAUGCUAUUGUGAUUCUGUCUGCCCAACUUUUGGCGACUGCUGUCCAGAUUACAAUAUCUAUUGCGUCCAUUCACAUCCACAUGAUAGCUCUGGAGAAGCAACUUGCGUUGAUAGAUGUUACUCCUGGGGCAGUCAAGGAGGAUGUGCCUGUGACUCGGCGUGUACAUAUUAUGAAGACUGCUGUUCAGACUUCACUACUGUCUGCAAACGCACACCUGGUAAUGAUACCUUUGGAGACGCUUCUUGUCAGUUCAGAUGCUAUACUGACGGCAGUCAAGGAGGAUGCUACUGUGAUUCCGUCUGUCCAGAUUAUGGCGACUGCUGUCCUGAUUACCAGACUUAUUGCGUCCAUUCAACGCCUGAUGACUCUGGUGAAGCAACCUGCGUUAACCGAUGUUACUCAUGGGGCAGUCAAGGAGGAUGUUAUUGUGACUCGGCGUGUACGUAUUUUGGUGACUGCUGUUCAGACUUCACUGCUGUGUGCACACGCCAACCUGGACAAAGUACUCCUGGUGAUCCUUCUUGUCAGUUCCGAUGUUACACAUGGGGCGGUCAGGGAGGCUGCUAUUGUGAUUCCUCGUGCCCGUAUUUUGGUGACUGCUGUCCAGAUUACGAAACAUAUUGCGUCCAUUCCAAUCCAGAUGACUCUGGGGAAGUCCAUCUUUGGCUCUAG